Messenger RNA from Nothoprocta perdicaria, 1612 nucleotides. RefSeq names its product transmembrane protein 179 (gene TMEM179). The transcript is spliced from 4 exons. Bases 68 to 766 code for a protein of 232 amino acids. Lineage: Eukaryota; Metazoa; Chordata; Aves; Tinamiformes; Tinamidae. The record is from RefSeq and is a predicted model, not a curated record.
UCCCUCCCUGCAUCCCUCUCUCCAUCCCGCCUCCUCCUCCUCUCCCUGCCUGCGCAGCGCCGCGGACAUGGCGCUCAACAAUUUCCUCUUCGCUCAGUGCAUCUGCUACUUCCUCGCCUUCCUCUUCAGCUUCAUCGUGGUGGUGCCGCUCUCCGAGAAUGGCAACGACUUCCACGGGCGCUGCCUGCUCUUCACCGAGGGCAUGUGGCUCAACGCCAACCUCACCGUGGAGCGGCAGCGCUUCACCGUGCAGGAGUGGGGGCCCGAGGCCGCCUGCCGCUUCAGCAUCUUCACCGGCCUCCUCUCCCUGCUGCUGGCCACAGUGCAGGCCUGGCGGACCCUCUUCUUCCUCUGCAAAGGGCAUGAGGACUCUUUCUUUUAUGCCUUCCUGAAUCUGCUGAUCAGCGCCUUUGUGGUGUUUAUCACAUUUAUUGCUAGCACUAUAGUGAGCGUAGGAUUUAACAUGUGGUGUGAUGCAAUUACCGAAAAAGGGAGCAUGCCAAAUAGCUGUGAAGAACUGCAGGAUAUAGAUCUUGAACUGAACUUAGAAAAUUCUGCUUUCUAUGAUCAAUUUGCUAUUGCACAGUUCGGCCUCUGGGCUGCCUGGCUGACUUGGCUGGGAAUUACCAUUCUGGCUUUCCUGAAGGUCUAUCACAACUACAGACAGGAGGACCUGCUAGAUAGCCUGAUCCAUGAGAAGGAGCUGUUGCUAGGAAGAUCCUCCUCACGGACCUCUUUGCAAGAUGAGAAAAGUGGCAUGAUAUAAGGUGUAAGCAAAUUUGCAGGGCAGGAUCUAGGUUUUCUAAUUCAGUAGCGCAAGCUAAAGUUGAGUCAGAGAAUUGAGUGUGAUGUUUUCCUUCCUGAAACCACCCAGUUCCUUAAUGAUAAAUUCCUGGCAGAUAUACUUUUGUUAGGACACAGAUCAUGAACAUUUAAAGAACUCAUGUGCCAUUAAUGCCACAAACCACAAACUCUGUCCUGCACGUGCAGGGAGCAGCACUAGCUGUAGUUCGCUGUUGCAAGCARAGUUCCCACAUGCUGCUGCUCACCUUUGAGGGAAGUGACUGCUUCCGAGGACUGUGCUAGCAAAAACAAGCUACAGAAACUAGACUAUUUCUUCAAACUGCAACAAGAGUUUUAACCGGGGUUGUGCCCAGUCUCUUUUCUCCCCCUCUCCCUCCUUUUGCUAGCAAUGCUGCCCCUAUCCUCAGGUUAUUCUAGGUAACCACUGUUCCAAUCCAGGCACAGAUAGGACCUUUCCUGUCUCUGCUUUUGUUGUGUGUGCACACAGUGCUGACAACCUGUUGCUCCUGGUCCAAUUUUGAGUUAGUCUAAAACAGAUGAACUUCUUUUCUUAACUCUAUUCUUAAUAUUAGGCAAUUGUAGGGAAUUUCAUGGAACCACUAUAUUAGUAAGAUAUCUGUAAAAAAAAGUGUAUCAUUUGGAGGGAUGGUGGAGAAUAUUUGUGUUCUUGUUUCUUCUCAGAUUUUUGCAUGACCAACAUUUGUUAUGGCUUCCUAAAAUGUAGUGUAGCUAGCAAUUGCAGAAACCUGCAUAGUAAGAGACUAAGCUGAAUAGAUAAUAUUAAUGUUUGCAAACUCAUAUAUGUAAC